Molecule: messenger RNA, 5466 nt
Organism: Plasmodium knowlesi strain H
Lineage: Eukaryota; Apicomplexa; Aconoidasida; Haemosporida; Plasmodiidae
Product: merozoite surface protein 1
Exons: 1
Coding region: 1-5466 (1821 amino acids)
Cellular component (GO): membrane
Source: RefSeq, a predicted model, not a curated record
AUGAAGGCUCUACUCUUUUUGUUUUCUUUAAUUUUUUUUGUUACCAAAUGUCAAUGUGAAACGGAAGAUUAUAAACAGCUUCUAGUGAAGCUGGACAAGCUGGAGGGGCUCGUGGUAGACGGCUACGAGCUGUUCCACAAAAAUAAAAUUUCAUUAGAUAAUAUUGAUGCAGUCCAAAAUAUUGAUGGAAAUAAUGUUAAUGCUUUAGCUUACAAAAUAAGAGAUAUCGUGGGCAAGUAUUUGGAGCUACAAAUUCCUGGACAUGGAAACUUGCUACACAUGAUAAGGGAAUUGGCCUUGGACGCCAAUGGGCUAAAAUAUCUUGUGGAGAAUUACGAGGAAUUUAACCAACUCAUGCACGUAAUCAACUUUAAUUAUGAUUUGUUGAGAGCGAAACUCAACGACAUGUGUGCCCAUGAGUAUUGCAAAAUACCCGAACACCUAAAAAUCUCUGCCAAGGAGUUGGACAUGCUGAAGAAAGUUGUGCUCGGUUAUAGGAAGCCCCUCGACAACAUAAAAGAUGACAUUGGAAAAAUGGAGGCCUUCAUCAAUAAAAACAAAGAAACAAUAAAUAACAUCAAUCAGUUAAUUACUGCGGAGAAUGCUAAAAUAGUCGGCCAUCCCAUCAACGGGGUUAAUGUCACCGGCGCGUCUAGCGAUGCUGUUGCUAAUACAGGCACUCCAGUAGCCGCUGCUGCAGGCGCUGCUGCGGCCGCCGUUCCAGGUGCUAUUGCUUCUCCUUCCCCUGUAGAAUCUUCUACACCUGAAAACUACGACCAGAAGAAAGUAAUCUUCCAAGCCAUUUACAACUUCAUAUUUUACACGAAUCAGCUGGAGGAGGCGCAGAAGUUAAUGCAAGUUUUAGAGAAACGCGUGAAAUUGUUGAAGGAGCACAAAAGCAUCAAGGCGUUACUAGAACAGAUCGCAACCGAGAAGAAUAAUCUUACUACUAAUAAUGCGACCACUGGAGGUGCUACAACUAUACCGGAAGAAGUACAGAAAAAAAUUGCCGACCUAGAGAAGCAAAUCGUAGCCAUUGCCAAAACGGUGAACUUCGAUAUGGACGGUCUGUUCACCAAUGUAGAGGAAUUGGAGUACUACUUGAGGGAGAAGGCAAAAAUGGCUGGAACGCUAAUCGGCCCAGAAAGUAGCCAGUCAACAGGCACCCCCGGAAAGGCAGUUCCAACGUUGAAGGAGACCUACCCAUAUGGAAUAACCUACGCUCUACCAGAAAGAACCAUUUACGAAUUGAUAGAGAAAUUUGGAUCUGAGGAAUCAUUUGGGGAUUUACAAAAUCCGGAUAAUGGAAGGCAACCAAAUAAAGGAAUUAUCAUUAAUGAAACCAAGAGAAAAACAUUGGUUGACAAAAUUAUGAGCAAAAUAAAAUUGGAAGAAGAGAAAUUGCCCAAACUAAAAAAAGAGUACGAUGAAAAAAUGGAACAAUACAAGCAGAAGGUUCAGGAUUUCCUACCAACACUUAAAUAUUUUUAUGAAGGAAAACUAGACAACACCCUUGUUGGAAGCAAAUUUGAUGAAUUUAAGAACAAGAGGGAAGCAUAUAUGAAGGAGAAGGAAGAAUUAGAGAAAUGCACCUACGAACAAAGCAUCAAUCUUAUUAACAAGUUGAAAAAACAAUUAACUUAUUUAGUGGACUACACCUUAAAGAAGGAUGUCACUGAGGAUGAAAUUAACUACUUUUCCGAUCUGGAAUGGAAACUAAAGAACGAAAUUUAUGAGCUAGCUAAGGAAGUUCGAAAAAACGAAAACAAACUCAUCAUGGAAAACAAGUUCGACUUCUCCGGCGUUUUGGAAUUACAAAUACACAAAGUGUUGAUGAUAAAAAAAAUAGGAGCUCUAAAAAAUGUCCAAAAUCUUCUUAAAAAUGCCAAACUGAAGGAUAAACUGUACAUUCCAAAGGUCUACAAGACUGGCCAGAAACCUGAGCCCUACUAUUUGAUUGUUCUCAAAAAGGAGAUUGACAAGCUGAAGGAUUUUAUCCCCAAAAUUGAGACCAUGAUUGCCACUGAGAAGGCCAAGGCACCCACAGAACCAGUAAAGGUCAGGGCACAAUCGCUCAGAGGAGCAAGUGAAACAGCACCAUCAGAACCACCAACAGCAACAGAAUCAGGAUCAACAACUUCAGCAUCAACAGCUGUACAGCAACCAACACAACAAGCAGCACAAGCAGCACAAGCAGCAUCACCAGUAACAGUAACACAACCAACAGAAACUGUAACACAAACACCAGCACCAGCAACAGAAACAGCAGGAGAAGCAGCACAAGAGACAUCACCAGUAUCACCAACAGCACCUGCAGUAGUAUCAGAAGCAGGAACAGAAGGAGGAGAAGGAACUACAGAAGUAGUAGCACAACCGGAAGCAGCAUCAGGAGAAACACAGACACCAACACCAGGAGCAGUAGAUGCAUCACCUGCAGCACCAGUACCAGCAGGAACACCAGGAACAACAGAUGCAGCACCCGAAGCAUCAGUACCAGCACCAGCAGGAUCAGCACUCCCUGCAACAACAGCCCCAGCAGCAGCAGCCCCUGCAGCACCAGCCAUGUCAAAACUGGAAUAUCUGGAAAAACUCCUGGAAUUUUUAAAAUCCUCUUACGCAUGUCACAAACACAUUUUCCUGACGAACUCCACCAUGAACCCUGAACUACUGAAGCAGUACGCACUUACGACUGAUGAGGAGAAAAAGAUUAAGGAAAGCGCAUGUGAUGAGCUAGAUCUCCUAUUCAAUGUUCAGAAUAAUUUGCCUUCCAUGUACUCCAUAUAUGACACCAUGAUCAACGACCUUCAGAACCUGUACAUUGAGUUGUACCAGAAGGAAAUGGUUUACAACAUAUAUAAGAACAAAGACACGGACACAAAGAUUAAGGCUUUCCUAGAAACAUUAAAAAGCAAUGCGGCUUCGGUGACCCCUGCUGUAGUACCAGCAGCAGCACCAGUAGUAACACCAGCACCAGCCGAACCAGUAGUAACACCAGCACCAGCACCAGGACAGGCAGCACCAGCAGCAGCACCAACAACAACAAAUCCAAGCACCACUCCAUCAGGAACUACAACUAACGCAGUAAGCCCCACAACGGCAGUAACUCCAGGCGCACAGGAUACAACUCAAACGACCACACAGGAUACAACGGUAACAGAAGAAGGAGGCGUAACCGUGCAAGCUAGCAGCGAAGAGGAACCUGAAACUAACAUUGUGAAUGUGGAAAAGAUUUACGAAAAGCACCUAUCCCAAAUGGACAAGUACAACGAUUACUUCAUCAAGUUCUUGGAGUCACAAAAGGAGAAAAUUACCAGUAUGACUGAAGAACAGGCCAAUGCAUUAGGUGCUGAAAUUGAAGCACUUAAGAAAAAGGUACAAGUAUCUCUAGACCAUUAUGGAAAGUACAAGCUCAAAUUGGAAAGAUUCCUCGAGAAGAAAAAUAAAAUUUCCAAUAGCAAGGAACAUAUUAAAAAGCUCACAAGUUUGAAAAAUAAAUUGGAACGAAAACUGAACUUUUUGAAUAACCCAACAAGUGUAUUAAAAAAUUACAUCAUUUUUUUUAACAAGAAGAAGGAAGCAGAAAAGAAAGAAGUGGAAAAUACACUUAAGAACACGGAAAUUUUGUUGAAGUAUUAUAAGGCACGAGCGAAAUAUUACAUAGGUGAACCUUUUCCAUUGAAAACCUUAAGUGAAGAAUCACUGCAGAAGGAGGACAACUACCUGAACCUAGAAAAGUUUAGAGUGCUAAGCAGAAUGGAAGGAAGGCUUGGAAAUAACAUUAAUUUGGAGAAGGAGAACAUUAGCUACCUCUCCAGUGGACUACACCACGUCUUUACGGAACUGAAGGAAAUUAUUAAGAACAAGAAAUACACCGGUAACGACCACGCGAAGAACACUACGGCAGUGAAGGAGGCGCUACAGGCCUAUGAGGAAUUGCUUCCCAAGGUGGCCACUCAAACCGCAUCCCUACCACCAGUUGCACCACCUGCUGUAGUACCACCAGUAGUGCCAGAAGCAGAAGCUGAAGCAGAAGCUGAAGCUGAAGCAGAACCAGCAACAUCAACACAACCAGCAACAGCAGACACAGCAGCACCAACACAAACACCAGCAGCACCAACACAAACACCAGCAGAACCAGCAACAGCAACAGCAACAACAGGAGAAACAGCAGCAGCACCAGCAGCACCAGCUCCCGUGGAGGUGCAAAACGCAGAAGUAAAAGCGCAGGAAUACGGAGAGGACUACGACAAAGUAAUCACUCUACCCCUGUUCGGCAAUGAUGAAGACGAUGUAGAGGACCAGGAGGAAAAGCAAAUAAUAACGGGGGAGGCAGAAAAUGCGCAACCUGAAAAUAUCGUACCAGAAGGAAUAAACGAGUACGAAGUGGUCUACAUAAAGCCAUUGGCAGGAAUGUACAAAUCUAUAAAGAAGCAACUGGAGAAUCACGUGGCUGCAUUCAACACUAACAUAACGGACAUGUUAGAUUCUAGGUUGAAGAAAAGAAACUACUUCUUAGAUGUUCUAGACUCUGAAUUGAACCCAUUUAAGUAUUCUUCAUCCGGAGAGUACAUCAUUAAGGACCCAUACAAAUUACUCGAUUUGGAGCAGAAGAAGAAACUCCUGGGUAGCUACCAGUACAUUGGUGCAUCAGUCGACAAAGAUUUGAUCACUGCGAAGGACGGUAUGGAAUACUACAACAAAAUGGGCGAACUGUACAAGCAACACUUGGAAGCAGUGAAUGCACAGAUUAAGGAAAUCGAAGCGAGUGUACCUGGUGAACAGAGCCAAUUGAAUGCUCAAAAGGAAGAGUUAAAGAAGUACCUCCCUUUCCUGAACAGCAUCCAAAAGGAGUACGAAUCUCUGGUGAACAUGGCACACACCUAUAAGGAGAACCUAAAGAAAUUCAUAAACAACUGCCAAAUAGAGAAAAAGGAAACUGAAAUCAUUGUGAAGAAAUUGGAAGACUACACGAAAAUAGAUGAGAACUUGGAGAUCUACAAAAAAUCAAAGAAAGAAAGUGAUGUAAGAUCUUCAGGUCUUUUGGAAAAGUUGAAAAACUCUAAAUUAAUUAAUGAAGAAGAAUCCAAGAAAGUAUUAUCCCAACUGUUAAAUGUACAAACUCAGAUGUUAAAUAUGAGUUCCGCACAUAAGUGUAUAGACACCAAUGUACCUGAAAAUGCAGCCUGCUACAGAUACUUGGACGGAACGGAAGAAUGGAGAUGUUUGUUAGGCUUUAAAGAAGUAGGAGGCAAAUGUGUGCCAGCGUCGAUAACUUGUGAGGAGAACAAUGGUGGUUGUGCCCCUGAAGCUGAAUGUACAAUGGAUGACAAGAAGGAAGUUGAGUGUAAAUGUACUAAAGAAGGUUCUGAACCACUUUUUGAGGGAGUUUUCUGUAGCUCCUCCAGCUUCCUAAGUUUGUCCUUCUUGUUACUCAUUUUGAUUUUCUUCCUUUCCAUGGAGCUUUAA